Molecule: messenger RNA, 3764 nt
Organism: Paramormyrops kingsleyae
Lineage: Eukaryota; Metazoa; Chordata; Actinopteri; Osteoglossiformes; Mormyridae
Gene: map7d1a
Product: MAP7 domain containing 1a
Biological process (GO): microtubule cytoskeleton organization
Cellular component (GO): microtubule cytoskeleton
Source: RefSeq, a predicted model, not a curated record
UCAACUUUCCCCAGAUAGUCUGAACAUGUUGGGAUCCUCGGUGAUACCACUAUGGAAAACGGAGGGGGGCUAUAUUGUUAGGCCGUUUAGAUAUAUCGCAUAAAUCAAAUGCAGAAGCUAGGAAAGGGGCAGAAAAAUAAAAAAAUUAACGUAAUAAUAAAUAGGUCCAGAUAGACACGUAUUAAUUUGUCCAAAUAGAUCUACUUUUGUAUGCUCAAAUAUAACAGGUACCCCGUUAUAUGUGGUACAGUCUUCUCUGGAGGCUAGGAGGGACCGACCGCACAAUAGCUAUUCCAUCAGCUGUUGUUGCGGUGUGGUGGAGUUUUCUACCUUUCUUUUUUCUUUUCUAAAGUUUUUUUUCCUUUUCUUGACACCACGUCUUUGCGAAAUAAAAAUAUUAACAGUUAUUUCGGCUGCACAAGUGCCGUCGGGAAAGCCACUUUUACCAUUUUCGUUUAAACUUUUUUGUAUUAAUUUGUCUUUCUGCCCUUUUUCUUCCGUUCCACGGCAUCUGUCCAUUUUGCCUUCUCCCUUUUUAUUGUUUCCACCUUUACCGUUUGGGAAAAUUGCUAGACGGUGUCUGCGCUGGCGAAUGACUGAAGUGAAUAACUAAGCCGAGAUUUUUUUUUUUUAUUCCACCCCCUAUCUGCUGCUGGGAGGAAUGGUUAUACGGCCGCAGGACCAGAGCCGAGAAGCGCACGACUGAAUGAGAAGACGGAUUGCAAAGAUAUGGACCUACAAGAGAAACCUCAGCCUGCGGAAAAACCCACCAGCUCAGCUCCUGAAACCAGUCCCAAAGACGAGGACGGAAUGGGAGCAGGAGGGAAGCCCCAAGAUACGGAGCCCCCAGCGAGGACAGAGACCCCCACUAAGGGAGAUUCCCAGAAGAAAAAGGACAGUGGCCGGAGAUCCAGCACCCCCAGUAAAUCCCUUGCUACUGGGACCAGUGCAAGCCCUCAGCCCAAAAAAGAUGGCAUGAAAUCAGAAGACAGACAGAAGCUUGCGAAAGAACGGAGGGAGGAGCGGGCCAAAUACCUGGAGCAGCGUAGCCAGAUGCAAGCUGCCAAGAAGACGCAGUGGCUGGAGAAGGAGGAAAAGGCACGGCAGCUGCGGGAGCGGCAGCUGGAUGAGCGCCGCAGGAAGCUGGAGGAGCAGCGGAUGAAGGCGGAGAGACGCAGGGCCGCCCUGGAGGAAAGGCAGCGGCAGAAGCUGGAGAGGAACAAGGAGCGAUACGAAGCUGCCGUCCAGCGGUCCUCCAAGAAGACGUGGACCGAGAUCCGGCAGCAGCGCUGGUCCUGGGCGGGCGGCCUGACCCGGAAUGGCGGCCAGCGGGAGGGCAGGUGCUCCUUGUCUGCGGUCAACCUGCCGAAACACGUCGACUCGGUAAUUAGCAAGAGGCUGUCCAAGUCCUCUGCCACCCUGUGGAACUCCCCGAGCAAAACUCGCAGCCUCCAGCUCAGCGCAUGGGAGAGCAGCAUUGUGGAUCGCCUGAUGACCCCCACCCUGUCUUUCCUGGCGCGCAGUCGCAGUGCCGCCAGUGUUCUGAGCAACAGCAAAGAUGCCCGGUCGCCCUUGUGCCCUCGUUCCUCGUCCGCCAGCCCCCUGACCGCCUGCAGUCACCACCACAGGGCGUAUCAUCGCUCGUCCGAGCGCUGGAAGGUGUCCACCAGCACGCCCGAUAUCACCCAGCGCCAGCGGAGGCGGGACUCCACACCGAUGGAGAAGAAAAAGAAGGAGAAGAAAGACAAGGAGCGGGAGAAUGAGAAGGAGCGCAGCGCCCUGACGAAAGAGAAGGUCCUGCGGAAGAGGCAGUCCCUGCCCAGCCUCAAACACAGGCCCGAGCCCAGCACCAGUCUCCUUGCCAAACACCGGACCGCCUCCCCCGCCGCCACCAAGGGCCGACCCGCCUCCCCAAGCCCUGCGGUGUCCCCAAAACCCACCACGGUCCGAGCAACCCCACCUGCCAGCAAGCCCCGCCCAAAGAGGUCCCAGACCCCUGCCCGCGUGGAACCUCGGACGGCCUCCCCCGUCGCCGUGGAGAAGGCCCGGUCCGGCACCCCCGAGGAAGCCAAGAGCUCUGCCCCCAUCCCAUCUGUCGUCACGGCGUCGGCCUCGGUUCCGCCCCCUUCCGUGAGUGCGCCAGUCACGGUGCCCACAUCUAAGGCAGUGCCCGAGCAGACCUCGUCGGACGCCGGCUCCCUGCCUUCUGUGCCCGCCCUGGCCCCACCCCCCGCCCCCGCCCCGGCUGCAGCUGUGGCUGUGUCCCCGUCCGGCAAGCCCACAGCGGGCACCACGGACCCAGGGGAGGCGGCCCGCAUACUGGCAGAGAAGCGGCGGCAGGCGCGCGAGCAGCGCGAGCGGGAGGAGCAGGAACGGCGAGAGCAGGCGGAGAGGGAGCGGGUGCUGCGUGAGGAGCGGGCGGCCCGGGCCGCCCAGGAGCAGCAGCGACGGGAGGAGGAGCAGCAGCGUCUCCUGGAGGAGCAGAGACAGCAGGAGGAGCGGGAGGCUCAGGAGAAGGCCCGGGCCGAGCAGGAGGAGAACGAGAGGCUCCAGAAGCAGAGGGAAGAGGCAGAGAUCAAGGCCAGGGAGGAGGCGGAGAAGCAGAGGCUGGAGAGAGAGAAGCACUUCCAGAAGGAGGAGCUGGAGCGUCUGGAGAGGAAGAAGCGCCUCGAGGAGAUCAUGAAGAGAACCCGCAAGACAGAUCCUGGGGAAAAGAAAGACGCCAAGACUUUGUCUCCGGCCCACAUCAAUGGAAAAGACGCCAAACCAGACUCUGAGAGCAAUAAAGUGAUGGACUACAAACCGGGAUCGGAGGCGGUGCUGUCCAAUAGGGAAGCGGUGGACGUCCAAUCACAGGGCAGCAUCAAAGAGAGCCCCAUGGUUCCGGUGAUCAACGGUGUUCAACCGGCCAAGCAUGAGAAUGGACUGUCUGCCAAGGGGGAGUCGGCCGGCUUUGAGGAGAUCAUCCAGCUGUCCAAUCACAGCAGUGGUGAGGGGCGAGACAAGUCUGAGACUGGCGUUUCUGCGGAGCCAAUCCUGGCAUUUGAGGCGGGAGAACCCUUCCUGAAGAAGGCGGGCUCUAUUAAGCCUCAGCACGUCACAGAGGUCCUUUGAGGUGUUCGUGUGUUCCAAUCUUACAACAGCAUCCGAGAGGUGCGUCCUCCCCAUCACCACCGCCCCCCCCCUUGGCCCUCUCCUGCCUGUCUGCAUACAGCCCAGCCCCAACCCCCAGACCCCUGCCCCCCACCCAGCUGACCUGUGCCAAACCGAGAGGCGGACCGCUCACGUCCGCGUGUCCGACUUGCCCAUCCCAUGGAAACCGCCUCCUGGAGGGGGUGGGGGGGAAGAGGAUGAAAAAGCGAGGAUGAGAAGACGACCCCAACGACGCCAACGGGCCGGGGAGGGGCCACGCCGACUUGAGCACGCGUCACGGUGCAGCAGUGUUACGUUUUAUCAGUGUCACUAUGGUCUUAUGAUGCACCUUACAGGACUGACCGCGUGACCUAUUGUAGAAAAAAAAAAAACAGAGCUUAAAAUACACACUAUUUCACUAUUACGAUUAUAAUUAUUGUUGUUAUGAUGAGUUUGACAAAGAAGCGUGUUGGUUAUUUUGUCUUUCAUAAUUUAGUUAUUUAACUUGAAGAGAAUUGAAACUACUGGGUACCAUAUGGAGUUUGUGAAUAUUGUAAAUGAAUCUCAGUGUUGUCCCUGCCUGGGGGGAAUCUGUGGAAUAAAGGUUGACAGAGGGGCAUGGCAGCCCAGUG